Messenger RNA from Tigriopus californicus, 1689 nucleotides. RefSeq lists its product as uncharacterized. The record is from RefSeq and is a predicted model, not a curated record. The transcript has 10 exons. Bases 293 to 1468 code for a protein of 391 amino acids. NCBI's taxonomy places the organism in Eukaryota, Metazoa, Arthropoda, Copepoda, Harpacticoida, Harpacticidae.
AUUACUUCUCUAGAACCUGAUGGGCCAUUCAAUCUGCUGGUAGAGCAUUUUGAAGACUACAUAUAAAGUUACGUUCAUCACAUCAUCCUUCUUGGGUUCGAUGAAUCAAUUACAGAAUUGAACUAAUGAUGAUAAUGAUAAUGAUUUAGCUUUAUCAAGAAAAGCCAAUCCAUGACCAUUUGGUUGAGCUUCUCGAUUGUUUUACCCCUGAUUUCGAAAGAAACGCGACUGUUGAUGAAACAUCACAACCGAAUUAUACUUCCAAAAGUAAUCUACUAUUGUCGUGCUCAAGAUGUGGGGAAAAAUUGUGGUCGCAUUGUGUUUGGGUUUCCUUCAAACCCUAAGUGUGGCGGACACCGAUACCAAUCGUACCUUUUACAAUGGAACUCAAAGAGAGGGAAAAAUUUUAAAUCUGUUCUCAAUUGUGAGGUUCCCAAACACAUUUUGCGUCGGUACCAACAGCCGGAAUGGAACGUGCUACACUACCGACGAAUGCACUCAAAGAGGUGGAACCACUGCGGGAUCGUGUGCCCUCGGUUACGGAGUGUGUUGUACUUUUGUCCUUGGUUGCGGAUCAACCUCGAGUCAGAACUGUACGUAUUUCGAGUCUACAGGCACAGAGGCGGGCAGUUGCCGCAUGAAAAUCUGCCCGUGCAACGGCAAUAUAUGUCAACUUCGAUUGGACUUUGAAACCUUUGUGCUGAACCAACCAGAUGCCAGCAUGGCUACAACAAUAAAAAAUGCCGCGAAUACGGCGAUCACAGCUUCUACCCAAUGCCUUGUUGACCAAUUCUCUGUGACCAACCCUGGAGGAUCUGCGCCUUCAACCAUUUGUGGGACAAACUCAGCUGAGCACAUGUAUGUGGACUCCUCUGAUGCUUGCAAUGAGUUGGCUUUUAACCUCGGUUCCAGUGGAUCCACCGUUACCAGAAGCUGGAGGAUCAAGGUCACGCAGUAUUCCUGCGAUUAUAAUAACUUGGCUCCCGAUGGGUGCACACAAUACUUCUUUGGGGCCAUGACGGAUAUCGUUCAAUCCUACAACUUUGCCGGUGGUCACCAUUUGGCCAACCAAAACCACUUGUUCUGCGUCAGGAGAGAGGCAAAUAAGUGUCGAAUUUGUUGGACCACCACUGCCGAAGGAGAUUUUGAGCUCACUGGAGCCAUGACCGGAGCAAAUGGUCUCAUCAAGUUAACUGCUGCUUGCUGCGACGCUGGAGAUUUAGCUGAUUGUUUGGUGCUCCCAGGUGCAGUCAUGGCUACUGCAGCCGAAAUGGCAUUGAUCAAAUUUAACAAUGGCGUUUGUGGAGGCGAAUUUGGAACCGACACCAACAUGGAUGCCGCUGCAACGGUUUGUUCUCGACAGACCCCAUUCCAAGCCCGUUUUUUGUCAGAUGGGGGAGAAAUUGUUGCCGAUGUGACCAACCCCCCCAACGGAGUUAGAUUGGCCUACAUUUUGACGGAUUGUUAAAAAUCUACAGGUUUAUCUUGACACAAAGCACCUCACGAACGAUGUGUUUCGGAUUAUUGAAAGUAAAAUCGAAUGAAUGUUAUACUAUAUGUAAAUGUAAAGCAAGAAAGUGAAUAGAUAAAUCGGUACAGUGUGUAUGAUUUUUCUUCUUUUGAGCUCGUGGUAAAUCUUGAUGCAUUGAGCUUGCAGUAUUUUAGUUGCUCAAAUAUGGACAAUGAACU